AUGGCCGAUCCAUCCUCCUCCUCCUCCUCCACCCAGCCCAUCCUCGGCAUCCUCCCUGCAGGCCAGCCGUUAAUAACCCAGCCGACAUCCCAGCCCUCCCCGACGUCCUUCCUCUACGCCGUCCCCUCCCGCGGCGGUGCCGGGUCCGGCCACAGCCACUUCUCCCACGUCGCCGUCUUCCUGCUCCCGGGCAUCACGCUUCCCCCAAACACCGCCGCCGCCAUAUACCUCGCCCUCAACCCGGCCGCCCUCGUCAGCGGCACCGAGGCUCCCAACUUCAAGUUCCUCGGCGGCGUGGGACCCGGCAAGGAGAGCGCCGUCUUCAAGCUCAACGCCGACACCUUGCCCACGGCCCCCGCGCCCGCCUCCCAGCCGGGCCAGCCCGCGGCCGAGGUGGUCGUGCUGGGCGUCAACGUCGAGGACGCCGGCAGCGUGGCCGAGAGGAUGCAGCAGGAGAAGGCCAACAGCAGCACCAGCAGCAACGGCCUCGCGUCCACGAGGCCGGGGGACUCGGCGGCGCAGCAGCCGUCGGCGCAGGAGCUCGCCCAGCGGAUAAUACAGAACGCGUACAACUUCUUGUCGAGCUUCAGCGGGCAGGCCGGAGAGGUUGAGGUCGUCCCCCUCAAGGCCUUCCAGGAGUGGUGGAAGAAGUUUGAAGGCAAGGUUCGCAGUGAUCCAACAUUUCUGGAGCGGCCACAGGAUUAG
This is a messenger RNA of Microdochium trichocladiopsis, 705 nucleotides long. RefSeq lists its product as uncharacterized. NCBI's taxonomy places the organism in Eukaryota, Fungi, Ascomycota, Sordariomycetes, Xylariales, Microdochiaceae. Gene Ontology annotation, molecular function: nuclear import signal receptor activity. Gene Ontology annotation, cellular component: nucleus; cytosol. Bases 1 to 705 code for a protein of 234 amino acids. Gene Ontology annotation, biological process: protein import into nucleus. The record is from RefSeq and is a predicted model, not a curated record. The transcript has a single exon.